This is a messenger RNA of Coprinopsis cinerea okayama7#130, 258 nucleotides long. RefSeq lists its product as hypothetical. NCBI's taxonomy places the organism in Eukaryota, Fungi, Basidiomycota, Agaricomycetes, Agaricales, Psathyrellaceae. The record is from RefSeq and is a predicted model, not a curated record. The transcript has 4 exons. The coding region runs from base 1 to 258 and encodes 85 amino acids.
AUGGAAAGCAAGGGUGAGGUGAAAUUCUGGAGGGUUGUGCAGCCUGCGAGGACGGCGGAGUCCAAAACUCGACGGCGAUCAGUUUCACAAAAACCAAAGAGGCGGGAGGCUCCUGAGGAGCAUGGGGCCCGGUGGGCUAUCCCGGAGAUCAAUCUGACGGUCGGCGUAGCGCCCGUGGUGCUUGGGGCGCUUCAGCCAAUUCCUAAGGUUUUUUUAGUUGAGGAAAUGCCCUCAAUACUCAUGUAUCCUGUAUUCUAA